Gossypium raimondii (Peruvian cotton) is the source of this 1022-nucleotide messenger RNA. RefSeq names its product 60S ribosomal protein L10. Lineage: Eukaryota; Viridiplantae; Streptophyta; Magnoliopsida; Malvales; Malvaceae. Gene Ontology annotation, molecular function: structural constituent of ribosome. Gene Ontology annotation, biological process: ribosomal large subunit assembly; translation. The transcript has 4 exons. Gene Ontology annotation, cellular component: ribosome; cytosolic large ribosomal subunit. Bases 145 to 807 code for a protein of 220 amino acids. The record is from RefSeq and is a predicted model, not a curated record.
GUACAAGCCUGCGUUGAACGUGUUCAUUUUGACUAGGGUUUCUUAACUUUAUCAGCUUCCCGCUCUAUAUAUACAGCUUUACCACUUUCCUUCCAACCUAGGUUUAUUUUUGCAGCCGCGAAAUAUUUACGAAGUUCUACCGCCAUGGGGAGAAGACCUGCAAGGUGUUAUCGACAGAUAAAAAACAAACCUUACCCGAAGUCACGUUAUUGUCGUGGUGUUCCUGAUCCCAAGAUUAGGAUUUAUGAUGUGGGAAUGAAAAAGAAGGGUGUGGAUGAGUUCCCUUUCUGUGUUCACUUGGUCUCUUGGGAGAAGGAAAAUGUCUCUAGUGAAGCUCUGGAAGCUGCUCGUAUUGCUUGCAACAAGUAUAUGGCUAAGUAUGCUGGAAAGGAUGCCUUCCACUUGCGAGUCCGUGUUCACCCAUUCCAUGUCUUGCGUAUCAACAAAAUGCUUUCAUGUGCUGGAGCUGAUAGGCUCCAAACUGGUAUGCGAGGUGCUUUUGGCAAGCCUCAGGGAACAUGUGCUAGAGUAGCCAUUGGUCAGGUCCUCCUUUCAGUUCGUUGCAAGGACAGCAACAGUCAUCAUGCUCAAGAGGCCCUCCGACGUGCUAAGUUCAAGUUCCCUGGUCGCCAAAAGAUUAUUGUCAGCAGGAAGUGGGGUUUCACGAAGUUCAACCGAACUGAUUAUUUGAAAUAUAAGUCAGAGAAUCGCAUUGUCCCUGAUGGUGUUAAUGCUAAGCUCCUUGGAUGUCAUGGACCUCUAGCCAAUCGGGAGCCAGGAAGAGCAUUCCUCCAUGCUGCCGUUUAAGAUCUGACGAUCCUCAACAAGUUGGCUGAGUCUUAACAGUUAUCUUAUUCACUCUUUUUGUUGAAAGAACAUUUGUUUUGUUUAAUGCUUAGUGUAAUUGCCCAUAGACUACUAUGUUCAAGUAUGUUUUUACUUGAAAUCUUUUGAAGUGUUUGGUUCAUUGUGGAUUUUUCUACUUUAUAAUGCAUUUUAUCGGAAACAGUUUUGGUUGCUCA